Leptopilina heterotoma is the source of this 1121-nucleotide messenger RNA. RefSeq lists its product as uncharacterized. Lineage: Eukaryota; Metazoa; Arthropoda; Insecta; Hymenoptera; Figitidae. Bases 42 to 1121 code for a protein of 359 amino acids. The record is from RefSeq and is a predicted model, not a curated record. The transcript has 8 exons.
CAAAUUUCACGUAAUUAAAAAUAAAAAUUUCUACCGUGACGAUGAAAGAAAAUUGUCAGAACAAUAAAAAAUGGAGCAAAAAUGAAUGCAGUAGUGUUAAAGAAUGUUUACAACCAGAUGAAGGCACUCCGUUUCAAUUAUUAAUUGCGAAAUUGAGAAACACUAACAGGGACAGUUACUGGAAUCAGGAAGUGGACAAAACACGAUAUCGAGUGUCCAAUCUUCCGGUUGGAAUGAAUCCUGAUAACACCACCUUUGGGAAAACUUAUCGUUUCGAUGGCGGUUUUGCGGAAAUUAUGAAAUCAAUGAUUACUGAUAUUAAUGAGGAUCCUAAAAAAGGAUUAAACGAACGCAAAAUUGAAAGACAUGAAUGUCCAUUUGAUAAAUUACAACGAUUUGGAAAGAAAAGUGAUAGUAAUUGGGAAGGAUUACGAGUAAAAAAACUUUUGCAAUGGAGUAAUUCAGAUCCAGUAACGAAAGUCAUUUGCCUUCAAGCCGAUUUUUAUAAUCGUUCACAACCUCCAAUUGGCAAAAUCAAAAAAUCUACCGAAAACCAAAACAACGAAAAUUUACCCUCAAACAUUGCUUUCGGAAAACCGACAAAUUAUAUUGAGAUUUCUGAAAUUUUAAAACCAUCACAUUCCAAUAGUCGAGAAAUAAAAAAAAUAUCAAAGGCUCUUCGAAAUAUAAACAAAAUUAGAAUGAUUUUGAAAAGACGCAGAGAAGUUUUCUUCACGAAAAUUGAUGAAGAAUUAAAAAAAUUUGAUAAAGAUGACACAAAAUCAGUGGAUAUUAAAUUGCUAUUUGAAGUGUUUAGACAAUUUCGAAUAUUUCCCGAGAAAGAAGUUUUUUGUAACUUAUUGGAAAUUUUAAAAUUUCUUCAUGAAGAUAAAGUUAAUUACCCUAAAGCUAUUAAUUUGUUUAAUUGGAAUUGCGAAUUUCCGGAAAUUCCAAAAACAGAAAUGACUCCUACAACAAGAUGGUUGCUGCGAUUGACAUGCUUUUUAACAAAUUCCCAAAACAUAAAAGCCUUACCUAAUCCAGUGAAUAUGAAUAGUGAACAUAAUACUAGUUAUAAGAUGCAGGCACCUUCUGUGUCUGCUCCAUCUCAAUAUCCAUAA